Molecule: messenger RNA, 2023 nt
Organism: Panthera uncia (snow leopard)
Lineage: Eukaryota; Metazoa; Chordata; Mammalia; Carnivora; Felidae
Gene: NDUFAF6
Product: NADH:ubiquinone oxidoreductase complex assembly factor 6
Exons: 10
Coding region: 1246-2010 (254 amino acids)
Biological process (GO): mitochondrial respiratory chain complex I assembly; biosynthetic process
Cellular component (GO): mitochondrion
Source: RefSeq, a predicted model, not a curated record
GGGUGGGUGCGGCGGGACUCGGGGCUGGCCGGGGCGAGCCGGUUGGCGGGGACUGAGGCCACCGGAACUUUCGCGCAGGCCACGAAAGCGUGGCAAAACUUCUCGUCUGUCACCUUGACUGAACCUUAAUUUUUACCUAAACCUACUGCAUGCACAGCUUUGUAAAAGUUUGACGGACGACUAGUAAUUUUUACCUAAGUGAGUUCUUCUGUGUCAGGCACUAUGCAAAGUACAAGUAGUUUACUUAAUCUUCUUUACAGAUUGUGAUGCACAGAUGUAGACCUACCGUUUAGGGUUAUGAGGAUUAACGCGUUUAGAACAGUGCCUGGCACAAAGCAAGGGCACAGUUAGUACAGUAUAAGCCAUUAUUAUCUUUUUUAAUGGAUGAAGAUACGAAGGUUUAGAGAGAUAAGGGAAUUUACCAGAGGUUGAGUAGAAUAGUAUAAAGUUAGGGCCUAAUGACAAUUUUGUUCAGCCUUGAUAACACCGGAAGGACUUGGCGCAUGGCAGUCGCUGUUAAUCAUGCGCGGAAUCAUUAGAAGAAUCAGGUCACCAGGUGACCUAGUGAGUCUGGGCAGGGGCCAGUUUUGGAAUUAUGCCUGACUGCAAAGAUCAAUGGCUUAGCCUCUGGUGCCCUUCUGCCGCCUUUGACUUAUGACCUUGGUGAAAGGCUCAAAAAAGUACCUGGUCUGAAGAACUUCUGGGAAAUGCUAGAAUAAUUAAGCUACCUUGGAUUUGACUGGACUAGUAAAUCCAAAUUUUUUAUAUUCAAUUUUAGCAAAAUGUAGCAUAACAACAGAAUUCUCAUGCAUUUCAGCAUUUUGUUUUGUUUUUAAUCACUUUUUAAAAUAAUGUUUCUGCCCUAUUUGUGGAUUACUUACAGGGGAAACAAGAUAACAAUAGUGGAAAUCAGAGCAAUAAGCCAAAAUUCCUAAAAAGUUACACACAUUUUUAUAUAUUUUAAAGUAUCAUUUUUUGAUAAACACAAGUUAUCAAAAUGUAUACUGCCCAUAUCCACUUACUUGUUCAGGGCAAUUUUUGACACCAGGAGCGUCCUAACUUCUGUAUCCAGAGGAAACGAGACUACGAAGGCUAUUUGUGCUCCCUGCUGCUCCCUGCAGACUCCAGAAGCUCUGCCUUUGCACUGAGGGCCUUCAAUGUGGAACUGGCUCAGGCUGGUUAAGGACUCAGUCUCUGAGAAAACAAUUGGACUGAUGCGAAUGGAGUUUUGGAGAAAAACUGUGGAUGACAUAUACAGUGACAACCCACCCCAGCAGCCUGUGGCCAUCGAGCUGUGGAAGGUCUGUGUACCAGCAGAGGCAGGCCCCGUUCCUGGGCCCCCGACUGACUUCACAGAGCCCCAGUAAGGAUGGAAAAAGCCAGGCCCCCCCAAGUCUGGGACUGAGAAGAAAAAGUGGAUGGGAAGCUGCUGUCAAAAGACAUAAUCUGACUAAAAGAUGGCUUAUGAAAAUCAUUGAUGAAAGAGAAAAAAAUUUGGAUGACAAACCAUAUCGUAAUAUCCAGGAACUGGAAAACUAUGCUGAAAACACUCAGAGCUCUCUUCUUUAUUUAACACUAGAAAUAUUGGGUGUAAAGGAUCUUCAUGCAGAUCAUGCCGCAAGUCACAUUGGAAAAGCACAGGGCAUUGUCACUUGCUUGAGAGCAACGCCCUAUCAUGGUAGCAGAAGAAGAGUGUUCCUUCCCAUGGAAAUUUGUAUGCUGCAUGGCGUUUCACAAGAGGAUUUUCUACGGCAGAACCAAGCUAAAAAUGUGAGAGAUGUGGUAUAUGACAUUGCCAGCCAGGCACACUUGCACCUAAAGCAUGCUAGGUCCUUCCACAAAAGUGUUCCUGUGAAAGCAUUUCCUGCUUUUCUUCAGACGGUUGCCCUGGAGGACUAUUUAAAGAAAAUUCAACAAGUGGAUUUUGACAUAUUCCACCCAUCUUUACAGCAGAAGAAUACACUACUACCAUUAUCUUUGUAUGUUCAAUCAUGGAGAAAAAGAUAUUAAAAUAAUUUUAUGG